Molecule: messenger RNA, 1044 nt
Organism: Closterium sp. Naga37s-1
Lineage: Eukaryota; Viridiplantae; Streptophyta; Zygnematophyceae; Desmidiales; Closteriaceae
Source: the annotation of a GenBank genome assembly
AUGCCUUCACAUGCCUUCACAUGCCUGACCAAUGCACAUUCCAUUCCUCCCUUCCACUCGUUUGUGCGAACCCUGACGGAAACCGUCAGGCUAGACGACGACUACAACGUCUUCUACAGUGUCAUCACCUCCACCUCCGACGAAGCCGAGCCGUUCGGCGCGACGAUCUAUCAAGGCGCAGCAGGAGAGGCGGGAACCGCCGUUCAUAAUACUGUCGUGGCAGGAGAAACAGCCACGUGGGCGAAUCUUACCCGUCCACCGCCUCCCCCGCCCAAGGGCAAGAAGAACAAGGGCACACCGCCCCCUCCACCGCCUCCGAAGUACACUUAUGGCACUAACGCAACAUGGCUUAAAGCGAGCACAGUGUCCACGAUCGGCGGGCAUACUUUAAAGGAACUGGUGGAUGCGAUUAUAGCGAAGCCGGAUGCGUACUACGUGACAUUCGGGACAACCGAUUAUGAGUCGGGUGCAGCGCGGGGGCAGUUUCAGUCGGACCCGCUUCCGCCGCCGCCUAAGGACAAGAAGGACAGAAAGGAUGGAGGGAAAAAUGGUGGUGGGAAGAAUGGUGGGAAGAAUGGUGGUGGGAAGGAUGGUGGGAAGAAUGGUGGGGGCAAGAAUGGAGGCGAUAAGUUCGGCACUUUUGCCGGUAAGCCUAUACUACAGGAAGACGUCUCUGGCACUCUUGCCUCGCCCACUCUUGCCUACCCUACCACGACUCUUGCCGCUAGGAAACAUCCACCCACCGUGCCCCCUCCGGUUCUCCCGCCCCUCCGUGCCCCUUAUCGCCCCUCUCUGGCCCUCCUUGCCACUCGCCCCUUAGAAAUGCCACCACUAACGACUAAGACACUGCUUACCACGUCCCAUAGCCAAACACCCGCCCCUCCUUGCCCCUCCCUGCCCCUCUUUGCCACCCACCACCCCCUCCUAAACGACCCCUUGCCCCUCCCUGCCCCGCCUUGCCCCUCCCUACCCCGCCUUGCCCCUCCCUGCCCGUCCUUGCCCCUGCUUACCACCAACGCCACGACCAACGACUACGACAUUUAA